Fopius arisanus is the source of this 1431-nucleotide messenger RNA. Its product is annotated as pyruvate dehydrogenase E1 component subunit beta, mitochondrial-like. Gene Ontology annotation, biological process: pyruvate decarboxylation to acetyl-CoA. Gene Ontology annotation, molecular function: pyruvate dehydrogenase (acetyl-transferring) activity. The coding region runs from base 275 to 1330 and encodes 351 amino acids. NCBI's taxonomy places the organism in Eukaryota, Metazoa, Arthropoda, Insecta, Hymenoptera, Braconidae. The record is from RefSeq and is a predicted model, not a curated record. The transcript has a single exon.
AAAAAUAAUUAAUCGACAUCAACUGAAGCAGCAAAAACCCAUCAGUAAAAUAAAAAUUCCCGGAUUUCAAGAAAAAUCAUAAUUUCGACAGACGAAUUGAUUGAAGAAUUAAGAAGAAAUAUAAACUGAUGUUUAACAAUUUAAUAAUUCAUAUCUCGACUUCCUAGUGGAGUUUUGAUUAUUUUUUUGAAGCUCAAGGUCAAGCUCAUUAAGCUCAUUAAGCUCAUUAAAUUAAUCAAGCAAAUCAAUUCCUGAGGAUUUAACAGUGAAAUAGAUGCACUCUCUAAGUCUUCCCCGGGGGGUUCUCACCCUCCAGCCCCUAUCCCGUUUAAUUACAAAGCUCUCGAUCCGAGACGCCCUGAAUGCAGCCCUCGACGAAGAACUUGCCAACAACCCCGAUGUCCUGAUAAUCGGUGAAGAAGUAGCUCAAUACAAUGGUGCCUACAAGAUAACUAAAGGACUCUGGGAAAAAUACGGUGACAAACGAGUGAUAGACACACCGAUAACCGAGGCUGGAUUUGCAGGAAUAGCUAUUGGUGCAGCAAUAGCUGGUCUACGUCCAAUCUGUGAAUUCAUGACAUUUAAUUUUUCCAUGCAGGCGAUAGAUAGAGUUGUCAAUGCAGCAGCCAAAAAUCUCUACAUGUCAGCUGGUAAAUAUCCAGUGCCAAUAGUGUUCAGGGGUCCUAAUGGAAAUGCCAAGGGAUUGGCAGCCCAGCACUCUCAAUGUUUUGCUGCCUGGUACAUGAGUGUUCCAGGAUUAAAAGUCAUGUCACCAUCAACCAGCGAGGACUACAGAGGAUGUUUGAAGGCUGGAGUCAGAGAUCCAGAUCCAGUGGUUAUUCUCGAGUCAGAGUUGCUUUAUAAUAUGGAAUUUGAAGUGUCUGAUGAGGCAUUGGAUAAGGAUUUUGUGGUGCCCAUUGGGAAGGGGAAGAUUGAACGAAAGGGAAAGCAUAUUACUAUCGUAUGUCAUGGACAAGCCACUUGGCAUGUCAUGAGAGCUGCUGAAAUUCUUCAGACUGCGGGGAUUGAUGCUGAGGUGGUGAAUCUGAGGUCGUUGAGACCGGUUGAUUGGAAGAUGAUAUUUCAGUCCAUUGGAAAGACUCAUAGGCUCAUGGUUGUCGAGCUGGGGUGGCCUAGAUGUGGGGUUGGAGCUGAAAUUUGUGCUACUGUUAUGGAGAAUCCGGUUUUCUUUCAGCUUGAUGCUCCUGCUGUUAGGUGCACGGGAAUUGAUGUGCCUAUGCCUUAUUCUGAGAAGAUUGAGUAUGAGUGCACUCCCAAGGAUCAUCAUAUUGCUGAAUAUGCCAAGAAGGUUUGUGGCACGAAAAUAUGAAGAGUUUAGGAGAAAGGGAAUAUUCAGCUCUCAAUGAUCUUUCGGAAGAACUUUAUGUGAAAAUGAAAAUCGUAUGGAAGAAUACACUGAAAUUAAAUGGA